GCGCCCGGGGAUCCAAGAAACUACAAGUCCCGAAGGACAUGGCGGGAAGGCGGUGCCCAGGACUUGGCGCCCCGGGCCGCGCCGCGGCGCUGUGCAUUGUGGUGGUUGUGGUCCACCCCUCGGCGCUGGAGCGUGCAGCCGGUUGCUAGGCGACGACGCCAAACAGCCUCCGCGUCCUGCCUACCAGGAGCUGACGGACCGCGACUGCCAACCCCUUCGCCCCAGCUGGCGGAGGAAACUGCUGCGGCGGCAGGUGGCGGCGGCAGGUGGCGGCGGCAGGAGGGCUCGGCUGCCCGGAGGGCCCGCCAGGAUCUCAAUGUGUCACCCAAGCUAGAGUGUGGUAGCACAGACGUAGCCCAAAGCACCUUCAACCUCCUGGGCUCAAGGGAUCCUCCCACCUCAGCCUCCCGAGGAGCUAGGACUACAGGCACACCACCAUACGAUCCUGCCCUGAGAAGAUGGCCUACUAUGGAAAAUGCAUUGAAACUGUGAUCGAGAAACUCGACAAAUUUACACCCAAGAGGGACAACCCUGAGCAGUUCCUAGAGGCUGUGGCCAUCUCCUUGCAGGCUCUGAGUCCCCAGACGCAGAGCUUUGUUUUGGAGGUGCUGUCUGGGUGCCUCGAGUACCGGAAGCUGCUGACCAUCGUGGUGGAUGCCUUCUACGUGGAGGAUGGCCGACUCUGCCUGCGGGUUGACCACAGCCGCUUCAUGGUGAUCUGCUACCUAGCCACAUUCCUGCUGGAGGAACUCGGCUUCCAGCUGUUCUGUAACAUCAUCAAGUCCCAACCCGUGGAUAAGAUGUGCAAGUUCCUUAGGUUCUUCUUCAACCCCCUGCACCUGUGCUCGUGGAUCGAGGACGAGUGGAGCCUCAUCUACGAGCCGGCCCACGUGAAGGAGAACUGGCUCGACCCCCUGAUGAGAUGGCAGCCAAAGGUCCAGGAGCUGAUCAACCACCUGGAGGGCAUGUCUGCCAGUCAGUCCUCUCCUUUAAAGACCAAGGCCAAGGUCACAGAGCACAAGGAAUUCAACCUGACUGCCCCCAGGCCUCGCACCAUUCCAGCGCCUGAGCCAGUCCCGGUCGUGGCCAAGCCGAGACCAGUCCCCCAGAGCACCUACCAGCCACCCAAGGAGCAGGAGCAGCUGGAGAUUGUCAAGAGGCACAACCGCCGAAAGGCCGAGGAGCUGCUGCUGAGGGCAAACAUUGAGGAACUGCGCUGCGCCAUGCCCAGGUCCUGCGGGAAGCCAGUGCAGGGCUCCAAGCAGCAGCUGCAGCUUCAAUUUCCACCCCGAAUCCGAAAGACUCCGAAGCUGACCUUCUAUAGGCCCGACAACGUCCCAGUCAAGCUGAACACCACAGCCAUCCUGCGAGAAGGGGCCUUGUACCAGCGGCAGGUGGAGCAAGAGCUGCAGAGGGUUGAUAAGCUCGUGGAUGGGGCUGGGGACUUCUCUGAGUUCCUUGAGUGGCAGAAGAAGAUGCAGGCGAAAGACCGGGAAGAGCAGCUGGCUGCAAGCGAGUGCCGGCGGUUGCAAGGGAAGCUUAGCCAUGAGGAGGCCGUCCUGGCCCGGCAGAGCCUCAUGCAGGAGAACAAGCAGAGAGUGGAGCAGCAGAAGGAGCAGAUGGCCAAGCUGAUGCUGCAGCAUGCAGAGAGACGGCUCCGGGAGGACAGGUCCAGGAAGCAGCUGGUGGAGCAGGUGAUAGAGGGGCAGAAGAACGUCAAGGCCGCCCAGAUGAAGCUCGCGAAGGGCCGACGGCAGACAGUUCAGGAGGUGAUUGAGGAGAGUCGGGGGCUGCUGCGGCGCAGGGCGCAGGCGGCCCAGGAGGAGCAGCGGCGCCGUUGUGAACUCAUCUCCCAGCUGCGCGCACUGGAGACGCAGCCCACGCGCAAGGGCAAGCUCGUGGACCUGACCCAGACCCCUGGCUAUGGCCUGGAAGGAGAGAUGUCCAUAGUGGAGCUGCGAGAGCGGCUGGCCCUGCUCAAAGAGAAUCAGCGGCGCAAGGAAGAAGAAAAGCGGGAUCAAAUCAUUCAGGGCAAGCGCACCAAGAGCCAGGAACUGCAGAACACGGUGGAGCAGAUCUCGCUGUGCCGUGCAGCCAUGGGGAGAUCCGCAGCCUUGAGGUGGGAGGAGAAGGCCCUUGCGGCGGCCCCGGAGGCGCCCUCGCAGGACGAGCGCGUGCAGCAGCUGCGGCGCAGGAUCUCGGAGAGGGCGGCCGAGCGCAGCAGGCAGGCGGCCUUGCUGCACGUGUCGGCGCCGCGGGCCGCGGGCCCCAAGCCCCGCGCGCAGCUAGAGGCGCAGCACUGGCUGGAGCUGGAGCGGAGCCGCGAGCGCAGGUUGCAGGCGCUGCAGCAGGGAGGCUCCGGACCCGGGCCCGCGCGCCGCCUGGAGGCCGCCUGAGCCGGGCAGAGCGCGCCCCAGCCGCUUGCGGGCCACCCCCACCCCCACUGUCCCAAUAAAGCGUGCGGCCCGCGGUGCGCGCCUCCUCUUCCUUGGCCGGGACCCCCUUGGCCCCGCUGCACCUGCCCCCGCACCCCUCUCCCUCCCUAGCCCCCAUCUGCCCAGAAAAGGAUUACCAGAUAAAAAGGCAGGACGCCCAGUUACUGCGUGGGGGCAAACUUAUGCUAAAAAUGUAUCCUCUCCUUAUCAGGAAUUCAACUUAA
Molecule: messenger RNA, 2659 nt
Organism: Chlorocebus sabaeus (green monkey)
Lineage: Eukaryota; Metazoa; Chordata; Mammalia; Primates; Cercopithecidae
Gene: CFAP99
Product: cilia and flagella associated protein 99
Source: RefSeq, a predicted model, not a curated record